AAACCCUUUGUGUGUGUUUCCAAGCCAAGCCAAGCUCUCGAUCUCGCUCUAUUCCCUUGUCACCGCCGCCGCCGUCGCUUCCGGAUCGUAGUUCUGAAGAAACGUAUUCCUGCUGCAUUCGGAGCAGAAUAACGAUGGCCACUCAAGCUGCCUCAUUCAGUGGCAACCUAAAGAAAGCUGUGGCGGGUAUCAAGCGUAUCAAUCUCGACGGUCUUCGUUGGCGAGUUUUUGAUGCCAAAGGCCAGGUUCUGGGUAGACUAGCAUCUCAGAUAUCAACUGUGCUUCAAGCCAAGGAUAAGCCUACUUAUUGUCCCAACCGCGAUGAUGGAGAUAUUUGCAUUGUUCUCAAUGCUAAGGAUAUCGGCAUCACUGGAAGAAAGCUCACUGACAAGUUCUACCGCUGGCAUACUGGGUACGUUGGACACCUGAAAGAACGCAGUCUGAAAGAUCAGAUGGCCAAAGACCCCACCGAGGUCAUCCGCAAGGCUGUCUGGCGCAUGCUUCCAACUAACAAUUUGCGUGAUGACAGAGAUCGGAAGCUGAGGAUAUUUGAAGGCAGUGAGCAUCCUUUUGGGGACAAGCCACUCGAGCCAUUCGUGAUGCCUCCUCGUACUGUGAGAGAGAUGCGACCGCGCGCAAGACGUGCAAUGAUCCGUGCCCAGAAGAAGGCAGAGCAGGCAGAAAAUGGUGGAGCAGAGGUAAAGAAAGGCAAGAAGAGGGCUCCUUCUCAAGUGUAACUGCCUAGAAGAAAAGCUUCACACAUGUGAUUCAGUCUUAUUUAAGCAACGAUCAUAAUGCAGGCGUGGUGGAUAAGGUUUUUUUGUUUGUUGAGUGCCAGACAAUAGACACGGCCCCUAUCAUGAAGCAAAACCCGUUCUUCCUUAUACAUGGUCUCAUUUACGAAAAGGACAAAUAUUUCAUAAGAGUAAUAAACAUACAUGUUCUCUUUU
Molecule: messenger RNA, 950 nt
Organism: Brassica oleracea var. oleracea
Lineage: Eukaryota; Viridiplantae; Streptophyta; Magnoliopsida; Brassicales; Brassicaceae
Product: 50S ribosomal protein L13-like
Exons: 6
Coding region: 135-737 (200 amino acids)
Biological process (GO): translation; negative regulation of translation
Cellular component (GO): mitochondrial large ribosomal subunit; ribosome
Molecular function (GO): structural constituent of ribosome; mRNA binding
Source: RefSeq, a predicted model, not a curated record